Molecule: messenger RNA, 2095 nt
Organism: Exophiala dermatitidis NIH/UT8656
Lineage: Eukaryota; Fungi; Ascomycota; Eurotiomycetes; Chaetothyriales; Herpotrichiellaceae
Product: serine/threonine-protein kinase Chk1, variant
Exons: 2
Coding region: 412-1956 (514 amino acids)
Biological process (GO): mitotic G2 DNA damage checkpoint signaling; protein phosphorylation
Cellular component (GO): nucleus; cytoplasm; site of double-strand break
Molecular function (GO): ATP binding; protein kinase activity
Source: RefSeq, a predicted model, not a curated record
CACUGCAGUAACAAAGACACGGACACGACACGACACGACACUGCGAAUUACUCUUCCACUCGCCUCGUCAGUGGCUGCAAACACCACCAAACCACUACAACUACAAUACUCUAUCACCACUCAUCACUCCUCAUUCAUCCCGCUUCUGACACACGACACGCUGAACUCUCGAUACACUGCUACAACGCGUCCGUGACUCGUCCAUUGCCAUCAACAUCUCCUCCAGCGACUGUUGAUGCAGCAGUUUGCUUCUGACUGCCCUCCUACGAUGUACCGACGAGUGUGACCGCGUCGUCGCCGUCACCCUUUGCUCUGAUCCAUCAUGACUGUCCCGCACUCUCAAUUGGCGCCGCUGCCUAGCAGAUUGCCGUUUCGAAUUGUCUCUCCCACAAUAGGCUCUGGAGCAUAUGCAUGGUAACAUAUCUCAUCAAAAAGGCCGCGCCUCAAACCGAAGAAACGCCCGUCUUCGCCGUCAAGUUCAUCAACAAACUCUACGCGCAGAAAUAUGGCCGCAUCAAGCAGAAACAACUGGAGAUGGAGAUCUCGCUACACAAACAUAUUGGCCUGCACAAGAACAUAAUCGAGUUCUACGACCACGGCGACGACCCGUCAUGGGUUUGGAUCGCUAUGGAAUUGGCCGAAGGAGGUGACCUGUUCGACAAGAUCGAAGCCGACGCCGGCGUUGCAGAAGACAUUGCCCAUGUCUACUUCACCCAACUCGUCAGUGCUGUCGGUUACAUGCAUUCUAAGGGAGUGGCUCAUCGUGAUAUAAAACCGGAAAAUGUGCUGUUGUCGGCGGACGGAGACCUCAAGAUCGCCGACUUUGGAAUGGCCACCUUGUUUGAAUAUCACGGCCGGAGAAAAUUGGCAACUACCUUGUGUGGAAGUCCACCAUACGUAGCACCCGAAGUGCUGUCGUGCAGUUCGAAUUCAUCCACAAAAGGCCCUGGGUAUCAGGCUGAUAUGGCAGACAUCUGGUCCUGCGGGGUUGUCCUGUUUGUACUUUUGGCCGGAAAUACUCCUUGGAGCAGACCGGUGCCACGGGACGAGUAUGGCCAACCAACCGAGUUUGACGACUACAUCCAGAGCAACGGCAGACCAAACGAUGAGUUAUGGGAUGCGCUCCCACCUGAAGUGCUUUCACUGCUCCGUGGAAUGAUGAAGGUGGAUGUCAAGUCACGGUUCUCGUUGGAGGAUGUUCGAAGGCACCCAUGGUUCACCCGACCCAACCGGUUCUUGGACCAGAAAGGUCGGGUGAGUGACCCGAUCACGAUGGCCACAAAUAUGUUCGAAGCCCUCCACGUUAGCUUUGACGCAGAUCCUCUGGCCGGGACGCAACGCACCAAAACCACAGAUGAUAUGGAUGUAGACAUGGCUCGACCCUACGAGAGCAAGUUUUCAUCAACCCAGCCCGUUCUGGCCACCGAAGACAUGUUAUUUGAUUGGGAGCAGCCGCGACAUUUGGCCAUGUCCAGCACACAAGUGGGAGCAGGGCUUGCCGGGCUGUCUUCCACACAAUCUAUUUCCACCACCAACUUUUUGGCCGAUGAACCUUCCAUGUCGCAGUUUGCCCCUACUCCGAGUGUGCCCAUCAGUCGGACGCAAAUGGCUCGAAGGUUUCAGGAUAUCAUUCCUCCACAGAGUCUCACCAAGUUUUAUUCCGGGUGGUCUUUGAAGCUGCUUGUGCCACAUAUCCUCGAGGCGUUGAGUCGCCUGGGAGUGCCGACUCCACUGGUCCCCAAGCCGGAUUCCUGGGAUUACGAGUCUAGAAUCAGAGUCAAGACGCAAGACAGUCGAGGGUGUCCUAUGACUGGGAAUAUUGCGCUGGAAGUUGUAGGUGAGGGAUUGGUGGAGGUUUGUUUUGUCAAAGCCUCCGGAGAUCCUUUGGAGUGGCGACGGUUCUUCAAACGCGUGGCCAUUCUGUGCAAGGAUGCCGUUGUCAAACCUGAAGAGUGAUUCCUGUUGCACGAAAAGUGGUUUAGGGACUUUGAAGGGUUUUGAUUUGCAUUGGAAGAAGUCCGGCGUUGGCUACGAGUGACUACCAGUAUAGAUUGAUACCCUGAUGUUAAAAUGUCAUGAUUGUUAAACGUGUGGA